AUGCCGCUCGAAUAUUUGCAAAUGUUUGUUUAUCUGCUACACAAAUCAAAGUACCGAAGAAAAUGUAGGAUCGGCCACUCACAGGAGCUAUGCCAUCUGUCGCUGGUGCUGCUCGCCGCCCUGUCGUGCCAGUUCCGUCCACCGAUGGUGCACGGCUCCAGCCAAGGGCUGGCGGCACUGGCCGAGACGGGUGGCAAGUGUGCGGAGGUACGCUGCAUGAACGGAGGAGUCUGCAAGAACGGAACUUGUCUCUGCCCGGACGGCUGGCAGGGCUCGGAGUGCCAGUUCUGCGGCGGCAAAGUUAGACUGACCGACGCGUCGGGGAGCAUCCACGAUGGGCUGGGCAACUACUCGAUCGGUGUGAAGUGCAGCUGGUUAAUCGAUGCCCGCGAUCACAACAGCAUUACCGAUAAGGUAUCACCAGCGCCGGCCCCGCGCUCGGUUAUUCGGUUGCACCUGGAAGAGUUUGCGACCGAGUGCGGCUGGGACCAUCUGUACGUGUACGAUGGCGAUUCGGUCGAGUCGCCCCUGCUGGCCGUGUUCAGUGGGCUGAUGUACCGGCAAAACUUUACCAUCCGCCGAAUACCGGAGGUGUUUGCCCACUCGGGCUCCGCCCUGCUGCACUUUUUCAGCGAUGACGCGUACAAUAUGUCGGGCUUUAACAUCUCGUACCAGGUGAACGCCUGUCCGACGAAUGAUUCGCGCGUAAACUGCUCCGGCAACGGUGUCUGCCAAGGGGGCGAGUGUAGCUGCAGUCACGGGUUCACCGGUGCGGCUUGCAACAUUCCGCGCUGUCCGCGCUACUGUUCGGCCCACCUGGGUCGCGGGUGGUGCGACACGAAGCAGCAGCGGUGCAUCUGCAAGCAUGGCUUUAUCGGCAACGAUUGCUCGCAGGAGAUCGCGCACGGUUUCUGGACGGCGAUCGAUGCGGGCGAAGCGGAAGGUUUCACCCCACCAGGCAGUGCAUCGCACGGGGCGGCCGUCUUCCACGACACCCUGUACGUGGUGGCCGGCGAAAGCUACGGCAAGGCCAAGGCGCUGCUCUACAUGUACGACUUUAACGGCAAGGUGUGGGAAACGGCACACAGUGACAGCAAACCGGUGCCCGAACUGCGGUACGGUGCGUCGACGGUGAUCUUCGGCGAUAAAAUUUUCAUGUACGGCGGCGUGAUCGAGGGCCGCGGUGUGUGCGGUGAGCUGUGGGCGUUCGACGUGAGCGCCAAGAUCUGGGAGAACAUCACGGUCAAGUCGGAACAGUGCAACGACACGUACGAGAUGUGCGGUCCGCUUCGGUCCGCCGGCCACACGGCCACGAUCGUGACAAACUACGAGCCCACGGGGACGGGCGGAGGGGCGAAGAAAGCUGUCGCCGGUGGUGGCAGCGCGCAAAAGAUGGUCGUCAUCUUCGGGCACUCGCCCCAGUUCGGGUACCUGAACACGGUGCAGGAGUUUAACUUUGGCACGCGUGAAUGGAAGAUCGUCCGCACGCGCGGCUACCCGGUGAAGGGUGGUUACGGCCAUUCGGCGGCCUACGAUCCACUGCGCGAGCGUAUCUUCGUGUACGGUGGGAUCGUGUCCGAGAGCGACAGUUCGCAGCUGUUAAGCAACAAACUGUACAGCUUCGAUCCGCAUGCGCGCCUCUGGACACUGCUGGAAACGGCUCCGACGGCACGCUUCCUACACACGGCGUCCUUCGUUACGCCCGGACUCAUGAUGGUGUUCGGAGGGAACACGCACAACGACACGUCGCACAGUUUCGGGGCCAAGUGCUACAGCCGCGAUCUGAUGGUGUACGACGUGCUGUGCGACUCGUGGCACGUGCAGCCGAUGCCGGACGAGCUGUACGCCGAUCUGGCUCGCUUCGGUCACUCGGCGGCGGUCUUUGAGCGAUCGCUCUACAUCUACGGCGGCUUCGAUGGGCAGAUGAUAAACGAUAUGCUGAAGUUUACGCCCGGCGACUGCCGGUCGCUAAACCGCUCGGAACUGUGCCUAAAUGCGCGGCCCGGUGUGAAGUGUGUCUGGGACAUCCAGCGGGGCAAGUGUUUGGCGGUGGCGGACGUGCAGCGCGAGCGGCUGUUCGAUCGGGACCAGGAAAGUUUGGAGGUGUGCCCGAAAGAGAGCCGCCUCGUGAUGACGCAGCAGGUGCUGGCGGACUAUGAGCUGUGCAGCCAGCUGACGACGUGCCAGGGCUGCGUGUCGACGGCGUACGGGUGCAUGUUCUGUGGGAUCGGCAGCGGGAAGGGCAUCUGCGUGAAGGAGAAGUGCCCCGACGUCUCGUACACGUACCGGGCGGACUUUUACCCAACGAAAGCCCUCAAAGACUGUCCGGACGGCGAGGAGCACGUGUGCGGACAGCUGCACGGGUGCCACGCGUGCUCGGCGGUCAGCGUGUGCCACUGGGACUACGAGCACAGUCGGUGCCAGUACAGCCGCAACAAGUCGGGCGACGCCCUGAACGAUGCGUGUCCGCCGGCCUGUUCCGGGCUGACGUCGUGUGGGAACUGCACCCAGGAAGAGUGCAUCUGGUGCCAGAACGAGCAGCGGUGUGUGGACAAGAACGCGUACACGGCCAGCUUCCCGUACGGCCAGUGCCGCGAGUGGACGACCGGGUCGAACAAGUGUCGCGCGGCAAGCAGUGGCAAGAGUCAGUGCGGGUUUUACCGGACCUGCGGCCAGUGUCGCGAUGAUCCGGCGUGCGGUUGGUGCGACGACGGGUCGAUGACGGGACUGGGCAAGUGUCUGCCCGGUGGCGACAGUGGUGCCCACGAAGAGCUCGAAUGUCCGGCCCAGCGGUGGCACUUUACGCACUGCCCCAGCUGCCAGUGCAACGGCCACAGCACGUGCCCGGACUCGAAAACUUGCCUCCAACCGUGCAGUCACCUGACGAUUGGGGCCAAUUGCGAAAAGUGUAAAUCGGGUUACUGGGGCAAUCCGGUCAAUGGUGGAGUGUGCCAGAAGUGUGAGUGUAACGGGCAGGCACAGUACUGCCACAGUGAGACGGGCAAGUGUUUCUGCAGCACCAAAGGGCUGGCCGGGGAUCACUGCGAAAAGUGUGACGCGACCAACCACUACCACGGUGAUCCGAGCCGCGGGUCGUGCUAUUACGAUCUCACGAUCGACUAUCAGUUCACGUUCAAUCUGUCCAAGAAGGAGGAUCGCCACUUUACGCAGAUCAACUUCCGCAACUCGCCCGUCAAGCAGGACAUCGACGCGGACUUUAGCAUCACGUGCAGUGUGGCCGCCCGGAUGAACAUCACCGUACGGGUGACGGGCGGCAUGGAGAAGCCUCUGUUUUCGGCCGUCAACUGUUCCACCUUUCGGUACCGGUUCUCGAAGCUCGAGCAUCCGUUCGGGAUCGAGGACAACGUGACGCUGUCCACGUUCUACGUGUACGUGUACGACUUUCAGCCACCGCUCUGGAUACAGAUUGCUUUCUCGCAGUAUCCGAAACUGAAUUUGCAACAAUUUUUCAUCACCUUCUCCACAUGUUUCCUUUUGCUUCUCGUAAUGGCGGCAAUCCUGUGGAAGAUAAAGCAACAUUACGACAUGUUCCGGCGCCGACAGCGACUGUUUGUCGAGAUGGAACAGAUGGCCUCGAGGCCAUUUUCUCAGGUCCUGGUGGAGAUUGAGAGCAGAGAGUACAAUGAACUCUCGCCCGCGGUGGAGAACAUUACUGCCGCUCCGAGAAAGCGUAAAAAGGAUUCACCAAGCCCAAUUGCACUGGAGCCAUGCGAGGGCAACAGGGCGGCGGUACUCUCGCUUCUAGUCCGGCUACCAACGGGUGGCCUUCAACAUUCUCCUCCUGGUCAAUCGGCAGGUCUUGCCGUAGCAAGUGCAUUAGUAACGUUAGGAAACCCACGACGACCGUCGAUAGAACAUCCGAAGGAACCUAAGACUAAGCGUAAGCAGAGCCAACAUCCUGAUAGUUGUAUAUAAAAGGGCCUGUAGGAGGUGCACCUGUGUUUAUCGACACAACUCUCAUAUGCCACAAAAGCUGGUCCAAACUCCCUUUCCCCAAAACCUUCCACCUCCCUGCUAGAAAUGCAGCCACCUGUUGUGAACGGUGGAGUAUUGUUGUAAGAUAAACGUGUCGACGGGGGGAAGGAUCGU
Molecule: messenger RNA, 4110 nt
Organism: Anopheles cruzii
Lineage: Eukaryota; Metazoa; Arthropoda; Insecta; Diptera; Culicidae
Gene: dsd
Product: attractin
Exons: 6
Coding region: 1-3936 (1311 amino acids)
Cellular component (GO): Golgi apparatus
Molecular function (GO): protein binding
Source: RefSeq, a predicted model, not a curated record